AUGGCUCCCUUCAAAGAGAUUAAGGAAAAGCCAGUGAAGAUUGACAAGUGGGACACUGGUGCUUUGAAAAAUGCUUUGGAUGAUGGUGCUAAGAAGGUGCUCAUCGAUAUUCAUGGUUAUAAAGAAUCACACCGGUUGAUGGAUGGGCGUCUCUUCAUCUGUACAAUCGCUAUUGGUUUUGCACUGUUUGCUUUGGUUUGGGACUAUCUGUACCCCUUUCCAUUGUCCAGAAAUGUCCUCAUGACAUGUGCUCUCUCCUAUUUUUUCCUGAUGGGAAUUUUAACACUCUACCUCAGUUACAUAGAAAAGGGUAUAUUUCUGGUGGCUCUGGAACAAGACAGGGCUAUGAUGGAGCCAGAUAAUGAAUGGAAACUGUCAUCCUCACUCCGCAAGUAUGAUGACACGUAUCACCUGACCAUGAUUUUUGUGGAUGGGAAGACUAAGGAGGAGAGAUCUGCAACAGUUUCCAGACGAGUAGACAACUUCUUUGAUGAGAAUGGUGUAUUUUGCUUUGACUUGUAUAAACCAGUUAUUGACAGACUGAAGCAAGACCUCUCUAAUGAGAAAAAGAAAGACUAA
Candidula unifasciata is the source of this 579-nucleotide messenger RNA. The record is from the annotation of a GenBank genome assembly. Lineage: Eukaryota; Metazoa; Mollusca; Gastropoda; Stylommatophora; Geomitridae.